Molecule: messenger RNA, 3549 nt
Organism: Rhopalosiphum padi (bird cherry-oat aphid)
Lineage: Eukaryota; Metazoa; Arthropoda; Insecta; Hemiptera; Aphididae
Exons: 8
Coding region: 739-3393 (884 amino acids)
Biological process (GO): monocarboxylic acid transport; transmembrane transport
Molecular function (GO): monocarboxylic acid transmembrane transporter activity
Source: RefSeq, a predicted model, not a curated record
CGCUUCGUGUACUGUGUAGACUGUUUCAUUUCGAUUAUAACUAUUAUAAUUCCGUUUCUCCACUCGAAACAAGUCGAAAUUUAACGAUCUGCACAGUAGCCGAUCGUACACACGCUAACACGCGCGCAUAUUUUUACUCAUUUACUGUUAUUUGUUAUUCGUUAAUUUAAUACUUUACAGAGUCCACACUUGUUUCGCCCUGUCACACGAUUUCUUUAACACGUUUUGUUUUUCGUUAAUCCUUCGAGUGUAAAUAUAUAUAUAUAUUUUUUUUAUACAUAUAUAUAUAUUUGGCGAAAUAAAUAAUAAAACGACAUAACAAUUCUGAAUCCCGGACACAUCAAAAUAAUAAUACAAUCGUCUUUAAGACACGGUCACGCGUAAAUAGUAACUGACUGCUUUAAUAUAAUAUUGCAAAUACAAUAAAAUAGUGGACAAUAUAAAUAUCAAUAACUCGUGUCCGGAUCAUUACGCGUCCGAGAUUCAAAAAUGUUCUACGACUGUGGUUUCUAGCAAAAGGUGUCUGGAAAAGACAGUUACUUAGAAGCCUUGAAAUUUCCAAAAAUUAAACCGCAUGGAAACCACGUUUGCAUACUACAGACCCUUAAAAGAUCACGACCACAAUCACCGCUGCGACGGUGAUCGUCGUCUGUCCGUCAAGAACGCAUCGCCGAGAAGUAGCCGCAUGAGGAGAAUCGGGGCGAGAAAGCGCAGAAGUAAACAACGCGAGUUGACGGAAUGGCGGAUAACAUCGUUAACGACGCGGCCGAGCAUACGGGAGCCGAGCACAUCGCAUUGAAAACGAACGCGGUAAGCGACCGCAUCCCCCCCGAAGAAGAAACCAGUGAUCUCCUUAGACGCGGUGUUAAGUACGAUGACGGCGGCGAGAAGUCGGUCGGUGACGACAAGCAGCGUUGCUACAAACCGCCCGUGUCGCGGGACAACGGCGACAACAGCAGCAGCAACAGUAAUAGGAGUAGCAAUUGCAGUAACGAUAAGAGUAAUAAUAAAAUAACCGUAGAAAAUAGAAACCACGUGACGUUCUACAAGAACGACGAACCGACGGAUGACGACAGCAGUAGCGGUGCAGGUGGCUGUCCCAAACAUCACCACCGCGUACACGAUUCGUACGCUUCGUACACGCCGACGACCACCGCCACCGAUUCAGACGAGUCGUCGUCGUCCUCUUCGUCGUCAGACAUACACAACCGUGCACCGGAUGGUGGCUGGGGAUGGGUCGUUGUGUUCGCCUCGUUCAUGGUGAACAUGAUCGCGGACGGCGUGACGUUCUCAUUCGGAGUGAUAUUCAUCGAAUUCGAAAAGUACUUUGAGGAGGGCAAGAGCAAGACGGCCUGGAUCGGAUCGCUGUUCAUGGCCGUGCCCCUGUUGUCCGGGCCCAUAGCCAGCUUCCUAACCGACCGGUACGGGUGCCAGAAAGUGACGGUCAUCGGUGCUAUAAUCGCGUCCACCGGGUUCGUCAUAUCCGCGUUUGCCGACUCGCUAUUCACGUUGUUCAUCACGUUCGGGCUCAUAUCCGGGUUCGGGCUGUCGCUGUGCUACGUGGCGGCCGUCGUAAUCGUCGCGUACUAUUUCGACAAGAAACGAUCGCUGGCCACCGGGCUAUCCGUGUGCGGCAGCGGCAUCGGCACGUUCAUCUUCGCGCCACUCAACCACGAGUUGCUCAGCUACUACGGGUGGCGUGGUUGCACGCUCAUCCUGGCCGGACUGUUCCUCAACCUGUGCGUGUUUGGCAUGCUGAUGCGUGACCUGCCGUGGACCAAGGAGCGAGCCCAGAACGAAUGGAAGCGCAAAAAGGACGCCCGACUCCAGAAGCGUCGACUCAAGUCAACCGCCAGCUACGACAGGCAUUCUCAACACACGCAAUUACCCUCGUCGCCGACUUCCGGCUGUGGUACCACCGGCAAAGACGAUGCGGUUGACCCGACUCAUCCCGGUGGCGUCGGCGUCGUCGUGUCCUUCCUCCAAGACGAAGACCGCGGUAGCGGUGGCGGUUGUAUGACGGCGCAAUCGGUCGGCAGGGGUGGUGACCUACAUGACUGCUGCGCGGCCGCUAAAGAUCAGCGGCUGUGCAAUUCCCUGGUCAACUUGCCCACGUUCGUCAACAACCACGAGAACGUUCCGCUAGAAGUCCUCGAGGCGCUCACUCAGAAAAAACAGCUCUACUCUGUGCUUGUCCAAAACUACCCGAGUCUGCUGAUACCCUCCAAAAGUUUCAGCGACAGUGGACGCAUCAACGAAUCGGGUAAUAUGUCUCCGACACAAAGUUUACACGUCAAUCAAAUUAUUGGUAUACAAAAGUUAAUAGAUAGUCAAGAAAAUAAAACGGACGCUGUCAGUGGUAAAUGUAAUCAAGUCGGUAUAAUGAAAAUGAAUAAUGGUAAUAAUAUUAUUUUAAAAAACUGCGAUUAUGAUUGGUGGAUAAAAAAAGAUAAUCCACAAGUCAAACGUCUUCAGACUGCAUAUCUUCAAGAUAUUAAGAUUCAUAGACAUUCAUUAACAUAUAGAGGUGCCAUGCUUAAUAUAAACAGAUAUAGACUAAGAGCAUCUUCUUGUCCAAAUAUUUACCGCAACUCAAUGACAACAAUUGCUAAAGAAAAACAUGAAUGGUCAGCUGGUCUCUGGGAAUUAUGGUAUCUACUACUUGACAUGAUGGAUUUUUCACAUUUCAAAAACAUGCCCUUCCUAUUGUUUGCAAUAUCAAAUUUCCUUUUGUAUACUUGGUACGAUGUACCAUAUGUUUACAUUGCAGACUUGGCUAUAAAAAAAGGACACACUGAUGAAGACGCAUCAUACCUAAUCAGCUUAAUAGGAAUACUAAACAUGUUUGGAGAAAUAUUAUUAGGAUGGGCUGGUGAUAAAGCUUGGGUUAACGCCAAUAUGGUAUAUGCAGUUUCAAUGGUACUCUGUGGACUUGUUAUUGCAUUAGUUCCAAUAUUUGGAAGUUAUUUAAGUUUGGGUAUUUUAUCUGGUUUCUUUGGCCUAUUCAUUUCUGCAAACUAUUCGUUCACCUCAAUCAUAUUGGUUGAAAUCAUCUCUUUAGAACGAUUCACCAAUGCAUAUGGCGUUCUGUUAUUGGUGCAAGGAAUCGCUAAUUUGAUCGGACCCCCUUUAGCUGGUGGUCUGUAUGAUAUAACAGAAAGUUAUGACUUAUCUUUUUAUCUAGCCGGUUUAUUUAUUGCAUUGUCGGGUUUAUUAUUAUUUGUUCAUCCAAUAAUAAAAAAAAUGGCACGGUAUAGAAGGAAGCAAACACUAUUGAAAAAUCACAAAAAUAAGAUAAUAAGCAUAGCCUCGAAUUGCAAGAAAUGUGCAGCAAUAGAAGACAAUGUGAUAUUUACAGCUAAAAGACGUUCAAGUUUGGCAACAAGUGUCUAAAAAUUGACUAUUACUUAUUAACAAGUUAAAAUCUCCAUAAUGUUACGUUUAUAUUCCAAUUAGAUUUGACAUCUGAUUUUUUUAUAUGUAUGAACAUUUUAUUUAUCAUUACAGUGUCAUACAUACCAUAUUAUAAUUUAUUAUUCAAUACUCCUA